Nicotiana tabacum (common tobacco) is the source of this 5329-nucleotide messenger RNA. NCBI's taxonomy places the organism in Eukaryota, Viridiplantae, Streptophyta, Magnoliopsida, Solanales, Solanaceae. The record is from RefSeq and is a predicted model, not a curated record.
UCACGAAAAAAUCAGAAAUAUUCAGCUCCCAAGUACGCAGCCUUUUGGAUUUCUGUUUCAUUCUUAAAAAUCAGGUUUACCAAAUUGCUCCUGCUCGGAUCUGCUGACUCACGCUUCUGAGAGAAGGACAUCUGGUGUUUCCGCUUUUGGAUAAACGUUUCGCUCUGUUCUUCGGCUUUCUUGCUGCUACUAAUUUGUGUUUGAUCACUUCCGGGUUUUCGGAAUUAACAUCUGACUACUCUGUCUAACUACUCUGGUUUUACAAGAUGUCAGGGGAUAAAAACAGUGUAUCUAUAUCACGUUCAGGACAACAGAACAAAAGUCCACGCCUGGCAGAUAGAAGUGCUGAAAUGAAACUCAAUCGCCGUAAGAAAUAUAAGGAAAUAUCAGCGGAUAGAAAGGAAGCAUUAUUGUUACACCGGCGUAUGAAAGAAUUCGAUUCAAGAAAACGCCUUCUAGAGAGUCGUAGUCUGGAUAACUCAGUCAACUCAACAACUCUAAGUAAUUCGAAGCUUCAAAGGGAGAGUGCUCUCAUAAUAAGAGAUUCUGCUCUUAGUUCAAAACAAGGUUAGCAAAUUAAACAUUCGCUCUCUGUUUAAACGCAGUCAGUUUAAACUAAACGUGUUUCACGCUUCUUUAUUAGCUGCUAAAUGUGAAGUUAGUACUUUACUUGCUGCUUCUGCGAAAGGGAAAAGCUUAGUUGGUCGUUUUUCCAUCUUCGAAACAGAUGAGUAUAAGAAACAUAUUAUUUUAAUAAAAUUUAUACUGCCAUAAACCAUUUGCCUAUGUAAUUCAUAAUUGGCUCUAUAUUAGGAUCCACAUCAGGUACAUCUAAUGAACAAUGUGGUGUUGGUUCAGAGAAUGUAGCAAAUAGAGGUUUGUAUCAGUUUCAAGUUAGAAUAGUAUUCGUUAUCUUCCUUUGGAGUGGAAAUUGACUUCUAAUCAUUUCCGUAAUAUUCAGGCGUUAGACUACAUAGAAGAUCCCCUCUGCAUGUUACUGGUUCACAAACCAAAUAUGUUGCUCUCAAAGUUGUCCCAAACUGUAAAUUUUGUGCCGCAAAAAGAUUUCAAUAUGAACACCUUGGAUUCUGUUGCAAUAAAGGUUCAAUCAAGCUUACCUCACACAAAAUGCCUACAGAGCUACGGAAUUUAUUUUUGGGUACUAGUGAAGAGUCUGACCAUUUCCGAACGUAUGUUAGGACAUACAAUAACAUGUUUGCAUUUACUUCGCUCGGGGUAAAAUAUGACAGAGACUUAGCUAAGAGAAAUCAUGGUAUCUACACAUUUAGAGUUCAAGGAAAAAUGUAUCACUUUAUAGAUGAUUUAUAUCCUGCGAACGAGAAAGGAAGAAAUUUACAGUUAUACUUCUAUGACAAUGAAAAUGAGGUAGCAAACAGAAUUGCUUGUUCAACUAGAGUACAUGAGUCGAUGAUCAGAAAAUUGAUGAAUAUACUACAAAAUAAUCCAUAUUGUGUUUUCUUGAAAUCUUUGGCGGAUGUUCCAGAAUUAUCGAACUUUUAUAUUGCGCUCAAAUGUGACUCAGAUUUAGAUCAGUAAGUAUAUAACCUACCUACUGCAUCUGAAGUUGCAGUAAUAAUGGUUGAAGAAGGCAUUCAUAUUUCCACACUUCACAUCCGAAUUUAUACUCACAACAAUAAAAGCCAAUUAGUCAAUUAUUACUAUGGUUGUUAUGAUCCCCUGCAGUAUCCCCUAUUAUUUCCAUAUGGUCAAGGUGGGUGGCACUGUGGUAUUAAGAAAAUAGUUCAACCAAAGAAUGCUACUAGAUGUCGUAUCUACUGUGAACAGGAAAAUUUACCAAGUGUUGCAAACAUGUGUUCAAUUGACAAUUUUCUUGAUAUGGAAGCUCGGGUACUAGAACAACAAAGGAAAAAAAAAAGAAAUAAUGUCUCUUGUCGUGAAUAUUAUUGUUAUAAAAUUCAAAUACAUACUGAAAGGAUAUUCCAACAAUAUCUAGUAGAUGUAUUCAUAAAACUUGAAACACAACAACUAGACUUCUUCUCUUUCAAUCCAGACUUGUUUAGAAUUGAAGUUUUGCAGGGUAUUCUUGAUGUCUUAAGACAUGGUGAAAGAGAUGCUUCUAGAAUUGGAAAACAAACUUUCCUUCCUGUUACAUUUACAGGGGGACCAAGAGAUAUGCGCUGGCGAUAUAUGGAUGCUAUUGCUUUGGUACAACGUUUUGGAACACCUGACUUGUUUCUAACGAUGACAUGCAACCCACUGUGGCCAGAAAUAAAAGAACAUUUGUUAUCUACUGAUGAAGCACAAAAUAGACCUGACUUAAUUAGUCGAGUAUUUAGAGCAAAACUGGAAGAGCUAAAAAAUGAUAUAUUAAAAAGAAAUAUAUUUGGAAAGGUUGCUGCUUUUAUGUACACUGUAGAAUUCCAGAAACGUGGUCUUCCACAUGCACAUUUCCUUAUUAUUCUUGCUAAUGAAUACAAAUUGUUGACACCCAAAUCUUACGACAGAAUUGUUUGUGCUGAAUUACCUGAUCCUGAUAAAGAGCCUUAUUUAUACUCACUUGUUGUACAUCAUAUGAUGCACGGUCCUUGUGGUUCUUUGAAUCCUACAAUUUCAUGCAUGAAAAAUGGAUGUUGUAAAUUCAAUUACCCUAAAGAUUUUGCUGAUCGAACAUCAAAAGGAAAAAACUCUUAUCCUAUUUACAGAAGACGACAUACAGGUGAAGCAAUAAAAAUUAGAGAACAAUUCCUCGAUAAUUCAUGGGUGGUACCAUAUAAUCCUUUUUUACUUGGCAAGUUUAGCUGUCAUAUGAAUAUCGAAAUAUGCUCAGAUAUUAAAGUUGUCAAGUAUCUUUACAAGUACAUAUGUAAAGGACACGACAAAAUUUCUUUUUCUGUAUAUGACAAUGAUAAAGACACAGAAAUUGAUGAAAUAAAAGAAUAUCAAUCUGCUAGAUGGGUAUCUCCACCCGAAGCUAUAUGGCGUUUAUUUGGUUUUCCUAUUAGUGAGAUGACACCAAGUGCUUAUCAUCUUCAAUUACACCUUGAUGGACAACAAUAUAUUUCUUUUAAAAGCACUGAGAGUAUAAAUGCAAUUUUAAAAAAUCCUCUGAUUAGAAAAAUAAUGUUGACAGAAUUUUUGGUCAUGAACCAAACAGAUGAUUAUGAUAUAAAACUUAAGCUAUUGUAUAAAGACUUUCCAGAAUACUUUGUCUGGUCAGUUACAGACAAGACGUGGACACGUAGAAAACAACGUAGCGUUAUUGAACGUGUUGUGACAUGUCAUCCAACAGAAGGUGAGAGAUAUUAUCUCAGAUUAUUAUUACUGAAUGUGAGAGGACCAACAUCAUAUGAAGAUCUUCGUACUGUAAAUGGAAGAUAUUAUAUUACAUUUAGAGAAGCUGUUGAAAAAGAGGAUUAUUACAUUCUGACAAUAGUUUGGUUGACUGUAUGAUUGAAGCUGCAAGCUACCAAUUGCCAUAUAGUUUAAGACGAUUAUUUGCUACGCUAUUGGUAUAUUGUACUCCUACCAAUCCAAAAGAGUUAUGGGAACAAUUUGAAGACUCAAUGUCAGAAGACUUCAAACUCUUGCCAAAUAAUGGAUUUAAAGAUGUUUAUCAUAGAGUCCUGAACUAGAUCAAUGAUAGAAUUACACUUAAUGGGAUACGACAUUAACGAGUAUAAGCUUGUUGGAUAAAACAUUAGAGCUUCUGCAAUUGCUAAAGAGGCAAAAGAAAUUUAUUUUGAGAGAAACUUAAAGAGUUUGUGAACAAGAUUUGUUAUUAGAAAAAAAAAAACUAAAUACAGAUCAACGAAGAGCAUACAAUAUGAUUGUUGAUAGAAUAUUUUCCAACAAAUCAGGAGCUUUUUUAUUGACGGGCCAGGAUGAACUAGUAAAACUUUUUUAUAUCGAAGUUUGUUGGUUACUGUAAGAUCUAAGGGAUUUGUAGCACUAGCAAUUGUGAGUUCUGGUGUUGCAGCUUCUAUUCUUUCUGGAGGGCGAACAACUCAUUCGCACUUUAAGAUCCCUAUUGAUAUUUAUGAAAAUAUUGGUUGCAAUAUCAGUAAGCAGAGUUCACUUGCACGUUUAAUUCGGAACGCAAAAUUAAUUGUAUGGGAUGAGGCAUCAAUGGCUAAAGGGAAAACGAUUGAAGCUUUUGAUUUACUUUUGAAGGAUCUGAUGGAUAUUAAGAUGCUCUUUGGUGGGAAAGUAGUUAUUUUUGGAGGUGAUUUUAGACAAACUCUUUCAGUUGUUUGAAAUGGGAGAAAAGAAGAUUUCAUUUCUGAAAGUUUACUAUACUCUGAAAUUUGGAAUCAGCUAGAAAAACUACAGCUGUCAGAGAAUAUGCGUGCAAGAACAAAUCCCGCCUUCUGUGAAUACUUGAUGAGAAUUGGAAAUGGAAAAGAAAGACUUGACGCCCAGCAUAAAGUUCAAAUUCCUGACUCUUUAAUCAUUCCUUUUACCACUGAAGAAGAAUCCUUGAAUGAGUUAUUUGAGGUAACAUAUCCCGAUAAAGAUUUCUUAUUUGACGAUUCUUCCUCCAUAGCUUCUCGUGUGAUCUUGACAACAAAAAAUGAUUUUGUUCAUGAAAUAAAUGAUAUGCUCAUAUAUAAAUUCCCAAAAGAUGCUACAACAUUUGUUGCAAUUGAUGAAACUGUUGAAUUGAAUGACUAAAGUCAAUUCGAAGAUUAUUUGCAUACUUUAAACCCUGCUGGUUUGCCUCCUUAUAUAUUGACAUUAAAAGAAAAUUGUCCGGUAAUGUUACUACGAAAUUUAAGGCCCUGUGAAGGUUUAUGUAACGGCACAUGGUUAACAUGUUGUAGUUUUAAAACACAUGUUAUAAGUGGCAAAAUUGCUAGUGGUGAUUUUCAAAAGACAUGUUUUUAUUCCAAGAAUACCAAUAUUAGUAUCACAAGAUGAAAAAAUUUCGAUUGCUUUUAAAAGAACACAAUUUUCAGUACGAUUGUGCUUUGCUAUGACUAUAAAUAAAGCUCAAGGUCAAACUUUGGAUUUCAUUGGAAUUUAUUUACGCGAACCAGUUUUUUCCCAUGGUCAACUUUAUGUUAAGCUUUAUCAAGAGCUAAAAGUUCAGAAGGCAUGAAACUAUUAAUUCGACCGCUGACAUCAGACACCGAGGAUGAUCACUCAACGUAUAACAUAGUUUAUGAUGAAGUUAUUCAAAAAGCGUUCAAUUAACUGAUGCCAUGUAAUAAUUUUUAUGCUUUACAUCCCACAAAAAUAAUAUUGUAGGGUACAUCUGAACAUGGACAAAAUAGAAUUGAAUUGCUUUGUAGCUUUUAUCGAUCUCUAACUCCUACUUUCAUGAGACUUUGUUUUUCUUCUCAAUACU